AAAAAAAAACGAAACACCCAAAUCAAAAAGCAAUUGUUCAUGCUUCUUGGUUCCUUUCGGAGACAAAUUAAAACAACUUUCCAACCAUCAACUUAACCAGUUCUUUGCAUAUUUUUCUCUGUAAAAACUCUCAUCCCAAGCCACCUCUUACAAACACCUCUCUCUAGCUAGCUCCCUCUCUUUCCCCUAACUUGCAGUGUGUAAAUUUAAAUUAUUUGCAUCAUUUCAUGGGUACUAAACAAGUUUGUUGGGCCAUCAUUGUAGUAUGGCUUACAUUGUUUGAAGGAAAUACAAUGCUUGUUAAGGGUGAUUUUAAUUACAAGGAGGCUCUGACCAAGUCCCUUAUCUUCCUAGAGGCACAACGUUCAGGGAAGCUCCCUUCAAAUAAUAGGGUGCCUUGGAGAGGAGACUCAGCACUCGAUGAUGGCAAACUCGCUAAUGUGGACCUUGCUGGGGGAUACUAUGAUGCAGGGGACAACGUGAAAUAUGGGCUCCCCAUGGCUUUCACCGUUACUACGCUAGCAUGGGGAGCCAUUUUUUACAAGUCAGAAUUUAAAGCUGCAAAUGAGUUAGAUAAUAUUCAAGAUGCCAUUCGUUGGGGUACCGAUUAUUUUCUCAAAGCUAGUUCUCGACACAAAAGAUUAUAUGUGGAGGUUGGGGACCCGGAAGAUGAUCACCAUUGUUGGGCUCCACCAGAAAAUAUGAAGACAAAGAGAAGUGUUAAGAUGAUUACUAGUGACACUCCCGGGACUGAGAUCGCGGCUGAAACUGCAGCAGCAAUGGCUGCUUCUUCCAUUGUUUUUAGGCCCAAAGAUCGUAAAUAUGCUCGUCGUCUUCUCAACAGAGCUAAAUUGCUUUUCCAAAUGGCCAAAUCGCAUAAAGGAACUUUUGAUGGAGAGUGUCCCUUCUACUGCUCUUAUUCCGGCUAUAAUGACGAGAUGAUGUGGGCAGCAACAUGGCUAUACAUGGCAACCAGGAAGUCUGUGUAUAUGAAGUACAUAACAGAAGAAUGCAUGAGUGCAAGUGUAGCAGAAUUUAGUUGGGACCUUAAAUAUGCUGGAGCUCAAAUCCUUCUCAGCCAGUUACAUUUCGAAGGUCAAAAGAAUUUGGAAACAUUCAAAAGCCAUGCCGAAAGUUUCAUAUGCUCUGUCCUACCUGACAGUCCCUACCACCAGAUUAAACUGUCCCCUGGUGGCUUUAUUCAUUUGAGAGAUGGAGCCAACACACAGUAUGCCACGGGCACAGCUUUCUUGUUCACUGUAUAUAGUGAUUUGCUUGACAAACAUAAUCAGAAAGUCACAUGUGGAGACAAACAUUUUAGCUCCUCCCAUCUCCUUGCUUUUGCUAAGAAACAAAUGGAUUACAUACUAGGGAAAAACCCUGAAAGAAGAUCUUACAUGGUUGGAUUUGGAAAGAACCCACCAACGCAGGCUCACCAUAGAGGUGCUUCGGUGCCAAAACUGAAAAAGGAUGAAGAGGUGGUUUGCGCCACGAGCUUCUCCAAAUGGUUUCAAAAAGAUGCACCUAACCCCCAUGAACUCACUGGUGCCAUCUUGGGUGGACCUGACUUCAACGACAAGUUCAACGAUAAACGUUGGGACUCGCCUAAGACUGAACCAUGCACUUACAUCAAUUCCCUAGCUGCUGGAGCUCUUGCCAAGCUUGCAUCUUUGAGUUGAUUUUUAUGUUUCAAAAUUUGUAUAUAGAUUGUGACCCAUGGAUUAGACUUACAACUGAUUUUUGUAAGUCUCUUACUUUUUGGUGUACAAUGAUCAUAUUAUGAUUUAAAUUUAGGACCUCCUACAUAUUAUUCUAAACCU
This is a messenger RNA of Glycine soja, 1820 nucleotides long. Its product is annotated as endoglucanase 16-like. Gene Ontology annotation, biological process: carbohydrate metabolic process. The coding region runs from base 228 to 1679 and encodes 483 amino acids. Lineage: Eukaryota; Viridiplantae; Streptophyta; Magnoliopsida; Fabales; Fabaceae. The transcript is spliced from 8 exons. The record is from RefSeq and is a predicted model, not a curated record. Gene Ontology annotation, molecular function: hydrolase activity, hydrolyzing O-glycosyl compounds.